Messenger RNA from Eruca vesicaria subsp. sativa (arugula), 360 nucleotides. The record is from the annotation of a GenBank genome assembly. NCBI's taxonomy places the organism in Eukaryota, Viridiplantae, Streptophyta, Magnoliopsida, Brassicales, Brassicaceae.
AUGGAUGCAACAAUGUUUCAGACCUUGAAUCUGUGGUUGAUGGAUAUGCAAAAGCUGGAAUACCUCUUGAGGUUAAGUGGACAGACAUUGAUUACAUGGACGGCUUCAAAGACUUCACUUUUGACCCCCGUGAACUUCCCUGAGGACAAGAUGAAAUCAUUCGUAAAUACACUUUCACAAGAAUGGUCAGAAAUACGUACUGUUCUUGGUUCCAGCUCCUCUUACGAGACAUAUAACAGAGGAAUGGAAGUAUAUGUGUUCAUUAAACGAUAUGGUCAGCCUUACCUCAGUGAAGUUUGGCAUGGGAAAGUAUAUUACUCUCACUUCUUGAAUCCAACUGCUGCAACUUUCUUGGCCUAG